AUGGCCGGAAAAAUUGAAGUGUACGAAUCUUAUAAGACUCACUUCGAAAAGUUAAGGCUGGCAUAUCCCGGGCGCAAAUUGCUCGUGGUCUCAAAUACCGCAGGCGCAACUUCCUGGGAUAAGAAUCUAAAGCUUGCUGCUGAAGUUGAGGAGAAUACUGGCAUCACAGUAUUGUCACACUCAGUCAAGAAGCCAGGGUGCGGCCAGGAGAUCAUGGAGUACUUCAAGAAACAUCCAGAGACUGGAGUAACACACCCCGGACAUGUUGCGUUUGUCGGUGAUAGACUGACGACGGAUAUGAUGCUCGCCAAUAUGACGGGAGGGUGGGGGUUCUGGGUUAAAGACGGAGUGAUACCCCUCGAGAAGAAGAGCAUCGUGAGUAACUGUCUACCCCUCAAUCUCAAACACGGAUGCGUUAGCAAACGGUGGCUGACAAUACCAGUUUUCGAGAUUGGAACGGCCUCUGGCGUCAUUCCUACUUGGCCGAGGUUUACAUGCCCCUGA
This is a messenger RNA of Fusarium venenatum, 504 nucleotides long. The record is from RefSeq and is a predicted model, not a curated record. Lineage: Eukaryota; Fungi; Ascomycota; Sordariomycetes; Hypocreales; Nectriaceae.